ACAUCCAUUGUUCUAUUACUUUCUGUCCACGGUAGGAGAUCGGUGUAUUCCCAGACAAAAACAAGGAGAUAAAGAGUUGUGCUUGACGCCGCCAACCACGCAAAAGAAUUCUUGAAUCGUUCCGCGUGCAAUAUUUUUGCACUUAAUACUCUUCUUCCUGCCAUCUCCAUCAUCCUGAAGGCCUUUUUUUUUUUGUUUUUGUUUUUAAGCUUCGUUUACACGGAAGAAUAAAAGUUUUGCUUGUUUGGCUGGCAUUCACAGCACCUUCUGCUCCAGUGUCCUUUGCCUUUCAAGUUGAAAGCAGCGAGCCGCGUGUCCCUCCGCCAUCGGUUUUUACCUUCGCGGGGUUUUGGUCACGUGACAGCGCGCGCAGGCAGGGACUCGCUCACAGUGCGCCCCCUAGCGGGCGCUUGUCCACGUGGAACGGAUGCUGUGUGUCUGUGUGUGUGUGUGAAUGUGUGUUAGCUGUCUCUACAUCGCUUUCUGUUCUACUCCUCCCCUCCACGCUGUUUUCAAACCCCUUUCAUCCCCCGCCGCCGGUGCACACGAGGCCACGCCGACAGGGGGCGCUGACAGCGUGCGAAACGGUUGUACGAUGAGGAGUUGCGUGGACCUUCAGCGUGCGCGAUGCUGUACAUGCGGUACGGUGUGCCGUGCAGCACAGACGCUGCGGUGAUGCAGCUGACGCAAAGGCGAGGACACAAACGCCGACAGAGGCCUUAGAAGCGCAGGAGUUGACUGUCGCAGCAACAGCAGCAGCAGCAGCGAGGAGGAAAGAAAAAAAAAAGAUGAUGAUGCUGACAACGAACAGCGAGACGGAGAGAAAGGCAGAGAGCGCUGUUCGUGACCUUCUGAGAUCUGUCAGCACCGUCACCUCUGUCGUGACCUCCGGGGUCAACGUAUGUGAUCACGCGAGCCGCCAGGUAGGCAAUGUCUUUGUCUCAGCAUCGCUGACCAGACAACGGACGAGUAAUUCUCACUUACAUCACUCGUGUAAGAUCCAGAACUGCGUUUGUGAGAGUUUGAAUAAAGAAACAGAUAAAUAAACUCCGUCUGACUCAACACCUUCAGCCAGAAACUGUCGAGAGAAAUUAUCUGCUCCUCAUCGCACCUGUCACUGAAAGGACUAUCGUUUCUCACCUACCACUCGUAAGGAGAGAGAGAUGGAGAGGGAAUAAAAACCACCACUACCACCACAUGAGAUUAAGCGAAAGAGCCGUCGGAGGAACGAAUAAACCUCACGCAAUACUCGUCCAGCGAUAACUGUAUUGAUCAGCACGAGGGCCAUGCGAUGUUCUCCGCUUUUUGUUAAGCGACUGGCGCGAAGACCAAACCUAACCCUCGUCUCCCUCUCGCCCCCAUCUCUCCUCCGCCUCCCCGACUAACCUCCACGAUGCAGCUCUCUGCCCUGUCGCCUGUCGCAGCAUACGGACCUGACUACAGAGGUCCCCUGGCGCUGGAGGGUUACGAUUCAGUGUCGGUGGUGGUGGUGGUGAUGAUGAUGCUGGUAGUGGUAGUUGACGUCGGCAUCUUUUGACUCGCUUAGGAACUCGCAGGCGGGCGGGUGGGUGUGUGGUUGUGGGGAGGGGACAAAAAAAAAAAAAAACCAACAACAACCAGGUGUGCGAGACUGACUUCCUCCUGACCGGGAGGUGUGCGCCUUGUGAGAUGAACGAAAGGGAUCAAUAACCGUGUCAUCAGCACCCACAGGCUUCUGUCGUUGUCGUAUUCUUUCUGUGUACCGAUGAUAGACACCAAACAGUCCGUCUGGUUGAUGUGAAAAUGUCGUCUGCUAGCCUUGCCCGCCUGUUGCAGCCUCGGUCGCUGACAAUUACAGGUGUGAAGAUCAAUGUAGCUCUACCUUUCGACUGUGAAGGCCUUCCGUCUUCGUUCUGAGACUCUCUUUGUUUUAUUUACUAAUUUAUAUUUGUUUGUUCGGUUAUCCACCUGGCUGAAGUAUAACUUCCACGUCCUUUUCCUGCAUUUCAUCGUCGAUGUAUAUCCUCCUGGUUAAACACCCAGGGUGCUGAAGUGUAUGUGUGUUUCCGGAGUCUUGCUAAACACAACAUAAUGCCCAGCAAAAGAGGAGUUUCUACUGGAGAAAAUACCUUUCUGGACACCAUCGCCACCCGCUUUGAUGGCAUCCACAGCAAUUUCGUGCUGGGCAACGCGCAGGCAGCGGGGUGGCCCAUCGUCUACUGCUCGGACGGCUUCUGCGAGCUGACCGGAUAUGGCCGAGCGCAGGUCAUGGCCAAAGGAUGCGCGUGCAAGUUCCUGUACGGGGAGGAGACCUCGGAGACAGAGACCAAGACCAUCGACGAGGCAUUGGAAAGUCAGAGGGAACACAAAACAGAGUUGCUGCUGUACAAGAAAAACGGGAACCCCUUCUGGUGCUUGAUGGACAUUGUGCCUAUAAAGAACGAAAAGCGACAAGUGGUUCUCUUUCUUGUUUCUCACAAGGACAUCUCCAAAGAAAAGGCAUCCACGAACACACAGGAGGGCUCCCACACCGACAUCAACGACAACACCGGCAACGCCAUGGAGAAGGACGACUCGGACAACUCCAAGUCGGAUGAGGAGGAGGCCAAUGAGAUGCCGGAGAACUACAACUACUCCAGGCGCCGCAGCCGCGCCGUGCUGUACCACAUCUCGGGCCAGCUCAACAAACAGAACAAAGCCAAGAGCAAGCUGCAGCAGCUGAACAGGCUGGGGUCACAAAUGCCCGAAUACAAAGUGCAGGAAGUGAAGAAAUCCAAGCUGGUGAUCGUGCACUACGGAAUCUUCAAGAUCGGGUGGGACUGGCUCAUUCUCCUCUGCACUUUCUACAUCGCCAUCAUGGUGCCUUUCAACGCCGCCUUCCGGAAGCAGGGCCGUUAUAAAGACUUCAUCUACAUCGACGUUGCUGUGGAGCUACUGUUUGCUAUAGACAUUGUCCUCAACUUUCGCACCUCAUUUGUCAACAAGAACGGCCAAGUUUGCUAUGAUUCACGCCUGAUUGUCCUCAACUACAUGCGUGGCUGGUUCCUGCUGGACCUUCUGGCUGCGAUACCCUUUGACCUUCUGUAUGUCUUCGACGUGGACACAAUGCAUUGGCAGGACAAAGAAAACCCAGCGGUGCACAUGGGAACCUUAAUACACUUGUUGAAAGUGGCUCGACUGCUGCGCUUGGCUCGCUUGCUGCAGAAGAUUGAACGCUACUCACAGUACAGCAUCUUCGUUGUCGCCAUCUUGAUGUGUGUCUUUGCAUUGCUGGCUCACUGGCUGGCCUGCAUCUGGUACGCCAUUGGCAAACAGGAGUUAGAAGACAAUCCAGAUAACUGGACCAUUGGCUGGCUGUACGAACUGUCCGAGCGAAUCAACGAACCCAUUUACAACCGGUCGCACCCCGACACCAUGACCUGCUACGUCACCGCCCUGUACUUCACGUGCAGCAGUCUCACCAGCGUGGGCUUCGGCAACGUGUCGGCCAACACCAACGCCGAGAAGAUCUUCUCCGUCUGCUCCAUGCUUGUGGGAGCCAUGAUGCACGCGCUGGUGUUCGGUAACGUCACGGCCUUCAUUCAGCGCAUGUACGCGCGGCGCGCCAACUUCCACGCCAAGACCAAAGACAUGAAGGAGUUCUUCCGCUUCCAUCAUUUCCCCAAGCCACUGAAGACUCGCAUGCAGGAGUACUUCCAGACCACGUGGUCGGUCAACAAUGGCAUCGACGUGCGGGAGAUAAUGAAUGAUUUCCCAGAAGACCUGCGUGGCGAGAUUGGCCUUCACCUCAACAGAGAGAUCCUGCUGCUUCCAAUCUUCCAGCACGCUACACAGGCCUGUCUGAGGUCUCUGGCUCUUCAGACUUCCAGAAUGUACUUCGGCCCUGGAGAAUAUCUUAUUCACAAGGGGGACGCCAUUCGCAACAUUUACUACGUCUGCAGCGGUUCUAUGGAAGUGCUGAAGGAUGAACAAGUUGUGGCCAUCUUGGGGAAAGGUGACUUGUUUGGAACAGACAUCAUGUUUGAUAAUCCAAUCAGUAUUUCCGGUUGCGAUGUUCGCUCAUUGGCAUUCUGCGAACUGCUUUGCAUCAACACUCAAGGGCUGGUAGAGUGCCUGCAACCUUAUCCAGUAUUCUCUGAGAAGUUCCAGAAAGAGUUUCCAAAUGACUUGACAUACAACCUAAGGGAGGGCCACGAGGACAUACACGAUGAUGACACCAUUCUGCCAGCCAUCAACACGCUUCCUGUGAUAUCUGAGGAUGAAGAGGAGGAGGAGGUAGCUGAAAAGGGGGAGGACGAUGACAAAACUCGAACUUCCGGUGACGAGGAUGAGGGAGAUCACCCGGAGCACUCCUCCACCUCUCCCCUUCUAUCCGCGUUCUCCAAGAGAGCGCCCUUCCCUAAUGGCGACAUCAUGGGCUUCAAUCUUGCAAGGAACCUACGAGGCACUAAGCUAGGAAGGUUGUUCAAAAGCAGUAGCUUGCUAAGAUCGGAGAGUCAGAAGGAAGAAGCCCAUUUAGCGAGACGGGGCGGGACAAGUCAUCUCCCGAGCGCCGCUCACCUUAGAAACCUCUCGUCGUCUGUGUCUUCUACUUUAUCGUCUGGCCACCGUGUUCCCCGACGUGUCAGAGACAAUAAGAUGCGCACCUGUCGCAGUGUUCCAACAGGUGUCCACCCGACACCAUUGAAGCCCGAGGACACGUCCCUCGUUCACAAUCUUCAGGCAGAAGUGGAGGGAACUCGUGCCACGGUGGACAGGCUGGACCGCCGCAUUGAUGCUCUUUCCCACGAUGUCAAAAACAUUACCUCCACCCUCAACCAGAUUCUGCGGAUGAUGGGUGGGUCCAGCAACCAGUCGAAAUACUCUCCACCGCCAGAGAGGCGUGACCCUUCGAGAGGCAGCGCCAGCCACUCCACCCUCCAUCAGGAGCAGCAGCAGCAGGACCAGACGCACAAGCGACAGCAGCCUCAGGUUCGCACCCAACACUCAUCGGGGCAGCAGAUCCAUACGAAAUCAGACCCCUCACCCUUAGGAACACCCCUUCAGCAGCCGGGGGCUUCGACAAGUCCUGCGCAGCCGUCACUGCAGUCUGAAGCGACCUCUGUGCGGCCCCAGUUCUUCUUCGGGACUUCCACCGGAAACGAACGCUUCAGUGACCUUUUCACAUCCCCGUGCGACCAAGGAGGCUGCAGCAAAGCGUUUCGCUACGACGGUCCCUUGCUGGGCAAAGGGGAGACCACUUCCACAACCGCGACCACCACGGCGUGCAGUCGCGCUCUGUCGCCGACGAUGUCUCCGCUGUCUCUGAGCUCGGUGAACAGCUCAACGAGACUGCUGGCUUCGGACGAUGAGAAAGGAUCACCGCGUCCCCCGGGCAGGGACUUCCAUCCCUCCAAACAUCAGUAUUACAAACCCAGCGAACAGGAUGGCAUGGGCACAAACGGGUACUCAUCCAGCUCACCUCUGACCCCGCUCUCUCCCCCAAACCGAUUGGACCCUCGCACGUCCCCCGACUCCCGUUUCCGACAGGUUUCCGCGGGUCGGCGAAGGGCGCUGGGCUUGCCACAUCCGGGGCUUGUUCGCCAGUCCGCCAUGCCGGACGCUCUCAUAGCUCUAGACUUGUCAAGUAGUGAGGAGAGUUUGUCGAGGUUGGAGAAUCUGCCGCUGGAGUCGAAGGGCGACCACGGUUCCGACACGAAAGCCCCACUCAGUCACGCAGAGUCUUUCGGUGACCUGGCUAGCCCUCAGGACACGACAGAGUUGUGAACAGGGGGUAAAAAAAAAUGGCAAAAAAUAAUUUUUUUCUGUCCACAGUGACAAACGAUGUGCCUCACAUCCGGCUGUGAUUGAGCGAUCUGUGAUGGUUGUGCUGACAACCUUUUCACCGCUUACGAGUCUGUUAUGACUUUCAUCGCUGUUGGUUGAAACAGAAUGGAUGCUGAUUGUUUCAGAUAUGUCUUUUCACAUCAGUCAGUUAUCAAAGAUAGAUGAGUAGUGAACAAUGAGCACGUUGCUAAAUUCAGUCACUGCUUUGAAACGUGUACGGCAGAGGGCUGUCACAUCUUCUGGCCGAGUCCUUUUAGAAUGUUGUGCGGGAUUUGUGUAUGAUAAUUCGAAUGAAAAAAUAAAUUCAAAGAAAGCAAAUUAAAAUCCGUCACGUUAAAACCAUAGAGAAAUGGCAGUGCUGACCUAGACUUGCUAUUGCUUGGUAGCGGAAACAACAAGUGUGGUGAUGUGGCUUCAAAAGCAAAUUGUGAUCAGACAUCCCUUCUGUGAUUUUUAAGAGGCACAACAAUUAAAGACAAUAAAUUUGAAAACCAAUCUGAUCACUAGACCUGCGGUUUUAAAUAAUUGUAUAUAGUGUAAAGACAACAAGCAAAAAGGCGGCACGGUGGAUUUGAAUCUGGUUUCUACAUAAGCAUGGUUCCACUAGGCUGUUGUACUUUGAUGACAUGGGCCACGAAAGAACGAUGAUUUUCGUACCCAAAUCGCGAAGAAAGCUUAUCUCCUCUUUAUAUUCACACAAACUAAAGUCCUGCCCUGUCUUCAACUUUGCUUUUACCUUGCAUGAACCUUUUCGAAGCCGGUGGUAUGUUUUGCACGUGAGAAUCUGGA
Molecule: messenger RNA, 6594 nt
Organism: Pomacea canaliculata
Lineage: Eukaryota; Metazoa; Mollusca; Gastropoda; Architaenioglossa; Ampullariidae
Product: potassium voltage-gated channel subfamily H member 8-like
Exons: 17
Coding region: 2071-5745 (1224 amino acids)
Biological process (GO): potassium ion transmembrane transport; regulation of membrane potential
Cellular component (GO): membrane
Molecular function (GO): voltage-gated potassium channel activity
Source: RefSeq, a predicted model, not a curated record